AUGACGAAAGAAAUCCAAAGACCCACUACGCCAAUAAAAACAGCCGAGGAGUCUAGCGUGGAUUAUAUUGAAUUUCAAAAUAAUCACGAUGAAUCGCAGGGUUCAGACAAAGAUGACAAGCUGCUGGUACGCCGCAUCGACCGUCAGCUCCUUCCUUGGCUCUGUCUUGUCUAUGCUCUGUCCCUGAUUGAUCGCACCAACAUUUCCUCUGCAAAGAUAGCCGGCAUGGCUGAGGACCUGAACUUAAUUGGCAACCGCUACUCUGUUGCCCUUGUGGUAUUCUUCGCCACUUAUUUGGCGAGCGAGUUGCCGGGCAACUUCAUAAUUCGGCGGGUGGGAACCAGAUACUAUCUGUCUUUCCUGAUAGUCUCAUGGGGAACAAUCGCCAUGUGCAUGGGCUUUGUGACUCGAUAUUCGCAGUUGGUUGGAUUGCGUCUUCUGCUUGGCCUCUUUGAGGGGGGAUUCAAUCCCGCAUGUAUCUACCUCAUAUCCUCGUGGUACAAACGUUAUGAAACCCAACAAAGGCUCUCCCUCUGGUACAUGUCAGGAUCCGUGAUCUCCGGUUUCAACGGCAUUAUCUCCUACGGCCUCAGUACACUUGAAGGACUUGGCGGUAGACGAGGAUUGAAUUGGAUUUUUAUUAUUCCUGGGGCGAUCACUGUAUUUUUGGCUAUCCCAAUUUUUCUUUUCCUCUCAGACUUCCCCGAGAAAGCCUCGUGGUUGAGUGCGAGUGAUCUCCAGCGUGUCCAGGAGAGGCUGCGGGAGGACCGUGGAGAACAAUUGGACGAUAAGAUCACAAUUCGCAAGCCCUUAAGGAUCUCCAAGACUGGAAAGUAUGGUCAGAUCCUGGUUACACCACCCUACCUGGCAGCCGCCAUCUUUGCCAUUUCCACCGGAAUGAUAUCGGAUCGCGUGCGCACUCGAAGUCCUUUCAUUGUUGGAUUCAUGCUUUUAACUGGGGCUGGGAUAAUAAUGAUUGGUUGGGGUCAAAACACUGCUUGCAAGAUGGCCGGGAUAUAUUUCGCCGUUAUUGGAAACAACUGUGCAAUCCCAACUGUGUUAGCCUUCCUGUCAAACAACAUUGUCGGUUCGAGCAAGAGGCAGAUUGCUGUUCCACUUCAAACCAGCAUGGGUGCUAUUGGGGGAGUUUUUGGCUCGUUGGUGUUUCGGCAGCAAGACUACCCUGGAUACCGCCCUGGCUUAUAUGCUUCCAUUGUUUGCUUGGCGGUCUGCAUCCUGAUAACUCUUUCUAUCACUGCAUUCUUUUACCGUGAAAACAAAGCUGCCGAUGAAAAGGGGAAGAUUUUGGAAAGAUUGGAGGGAUACCGUUAUACGCUUUGA
This is a messenger RNA of Penicillium expansum, 1341 nucleotides long. Its product is annotated as Major facilitator superfamily domain, general substrate transporter. Gene Ontology annotation, biological process: transmembrane transport. The transcript is spliced from 3 exons. NCBI's taxonomy places the organism in Eukaryota, Fungi, Ascomycota, Eurotiomycetes, Eurotiales, Aspergillaceae. Gene Ontology annotation, cellular component: membrane. Bases 1 to 1341 code for a protein of 446 amino acids. Gene Ontology annotation, molecular function: transmembrane transporter activity. The record is from RefSeq and is a predicted model, not a curated record.